CCACUACCGGAUGCGUUUAGUUUUGGUUUUAACUCAACUUGCUGUCAACCCGGAAAAAGGCAGCGCUCAGGACACAUAGCUCGGCUUUCCGCGCGGAGCUUUCAUCCGUUUUGGCAGAUAAAUGAGCGCGCAUUGAGUGUCUACAGUAUAUUGUUAUGAGAGCGCGCUGAACGACACGCACACGGCGGACGGCGGGUGAGUCACGAGCUUUCGGGAUUUUGGAAGUGAAAUCUGGGACAGGACAUGCCUUACCUGGACAGACAAAAUCGGACCUGUGGAUUUCUGGAUAUUGAGGAAAAUGAGAACAGCGACAGGUUUUCCCGGCGUUAUUUUAUCUUGGACACUGAUAAGAAUUUUCUCCUCUGGUAUAUGGACAAUCCACAGAACCUACCUGUUGGAACGGAGCAUGUUGGAAGUUUAGGACUCUGUUACAUUUCAAAGGUUAAUGAAGCAUCAGUGAAGCAGAAACCAAAGGCUGAGUUCUGCUUUGUAAUACAUGCGUUAUCCAGACGGUACUUUCUGCAGGCUAACGAUGCUUUGGACUUGAAGGAAUGGGUCAUUGCUGUAAAUAAUGCCACAAAAAUUACGGUUCCAAAAGCAUCACCGGUGUGUCAAAGCUCUGAUGUCACGAAUGCGUCAAACCCAAGUCAGUCGGCACCUCGACAGGCGUACACCACUGCGAUUGUCGGCGGUGUGGUUGUGCAAACACCAGUCCAGCAGAACGACUCUGAAGAUGUCUUCAUGGCUGAUCCAGGGGCACACGUCCCUUUGAGAAGAUGCCAGAGUGUGCGUCCAAAUGCCUUGAGGUCUGGCUACUGUGUCAAGCAAGGCAAUGUGAGGAAAAGCUGGAAGAGGAGAUUUUUUAUUCUAGAUGACCAAACUGUGAGCUACUAUAAAUCUGAAAUGGACAAGGAACCGUUGCGCAGUAUUCGAUUGCGAGAUGUGCUGAGAGUGAAUGAAUGUCUUGUGAAAUCAGGGGAUCUACUGUCUCGUGAUAAUCUUUUUGAAAUCAUCACCAGUGCCAGAACCUUCUACAUCCAGACAGACACCCCAGAAGACAUGAAGGGCUGGAUCAUGGACAUUGCUUCAAAAAUUCAAGACUUCAGAGGGCCGUCUAAGCCCCGCUCGUCCAUGAAAGUGUUCUCUUCGCAGAGGAAGCCUCAGCUUAUCAAGUCCUGCUCCACCGCAGAUUCAUGGCAGCCGUGGACUCCGGUGCCCAAUCAGGACAAGCACUCGAAGGAAGAUGUUCAAAGAGAGGGGCCGUACAGCUCUCUCCCCUCCCUCUCACUCGCCGGCCACAUCUUUCAGUCUCAACAAAGUCAACAAAGCCGACAACGGCACCAUUCCCAGCCUCAGCCUGCUCCCAGCAGCACAGACUUUCCUGAAAACCUUGACAGCCUCCGCACCACUGAUGUUUAGUUGCUUUAAAGGAACACUCCACUAUUUUUAAAAAUAGACUCAUUUUACAAGUCACCUUGAGGUAAAUAGCUGAGUUUUACCAUUUUUGAAUCCAUUUAGCCGAUCCAAGUCUGACAGAAACACUUUUAGCUUAGCUUAGCAUAAA
Messenger RNA from Danio aesculapii, 1564 nucleotides. RefSeq names its product pleckstrin homology domain containing A2 (gene plekha2). Bases 244 to 1419 code for a protein of 391 amino acids. The transcript has 12 exons. Gene Ontology annotation, cellular component: cytoplasm; membrane. Gene Ontology annotation, molecular function: PDZ domain binding. NCBI's taxonomy places the organism in Eukaryota, Metazoa, Chordata, Actinopteri, Cypriniformes, Danionidae. The record is from RefSeq and is a predicted model, not a curated record.